Bombyx mandarina (wild silkworm) is the source of this 657-nucleotide messenger RNA. RefSeq lists its product as uncharacterized. NCBI's taxonomy places the organism in Eukaryota, Metazoa, Arthropoda, Insecta, Lepidoptera, Bombycidae. The record is from RefSeq and is a predicted model, not a curated record.
AUGGCAGGUGCACUAGCCCGUCUUCUCCCCAACGUCGGUGGUUGCAGCGCCGGCGUCCGGCGUCUGUACCUGGGGGUCGUGCGCAGUAUGGCUUUGUACGGAGCUCCCGUGUGGUCGCCCGCACUCUCUGCGCGCAAUGCAGCUUUGCUGCUACGAGCGCAGCGGGUGCUCGCGGUGAGAGUCAUCAGGGGGUACCGUACGAUCUCCCGGGAGGUCGCCUGCGCCCUCGCCGGUUCCCUUCCUUGGGAUCUCGAGGCUGAGGUAGCAGCUGCGGUAUACCGGCGCAGAACACAGUCCCUGAGUCGGGGACGGACGCCCGGCCCGUCGGCUGUCGGUCGGUGGAGGCGUGCUGCGCGUCAUCUGGCGUACGCCAAGUGGAGGGAGCGGUUGCUGGAGGAGCUUGGCCAAACUUCAGUCACUCGCCGACGCACCCUCGAGGCCCUGGUGCCCGUGCUGGAGGCAUGCGAAGAAGGCGGAGUGGGCGGCACGGGCGCGAAGCUCCCGUUCAUCUCCCGUAGGGGCUGUCGGGUGCCGGGUGCGGGGGUGCCCGUCUUCAUAAGCGGAGCGUUCUCGACUGGUCGAAUGGCGAACGGAGGCGAUACCAGCCGAUCUCAUAACUGCUCAGGGUGUGAGGGCCGCUUCCUGAAGCGUUUAUAA